Molecule: messenger RNA, 1443 nt
Organism: Dermacentor silvarum
Lineage: Eukaryota; Metazoa; Arthropoda; Arachnida; Ixodida; Ixodidae
Exons: 3
Coding region: 157-1443 (428 amino acids)
Molecular function (GO): nucleic acid binding; zinc ion binding
Source: RefSeq, a predicted model, not a curated record
GAAGCUGCAGAAAGAAAGGAACGCGAGGAACAGAGAGCUCACGAACUAAAGCUAAAAGAACUGGACGUGCAGCGGGAUCUGGCCAGGCAAUCAGCAAAUAACCCCUCAAUAGAUGAAAGACGUUCAGGUGAAGUAGGAGUGAAGAUAAGGGAUCUCAUGCCAUCGUACAAGGUGAACGAUGACAUGGGUUUGUUUCUCGUUACUUUUGAACGAACCUGCGAGAGAAACGGGUUGGCACUAGAGAGUUGGCCACAACAGAUUCUGACCGUUCUUCCUGGCGAAGCAACCGAAAUAAUUGCGAGGCUAACGAAGGACGAGUCAGAGGACUAUCAGAAAGUAAAAGCUGCGCUGCUAAGAAAAUAUCGGCUCUCAGCGGAGGCUUUCCGCCGCCAUUUUCGGGAGGCAGUUAGGACACCGGGCGAGUCUUUUCAAGAUUUCAGUUAUAAGCUGAAAGCCAAUUUAAUUGAGUGGCUGAAAGGGGAAGACGCGUUCGGUUGUCACGACAAGGUUGUGGAGCUAAUCUGCAAGGAGCAGUUCUAUGGGUCCUUGAGCGAAGAGAUGCGCCUGUGGAUUCAAGAUAGGUCGGGCGAAAAGGACUUAGAACGUGCCGCAGUACUAGCAGAUGAAUUCGCCGCACGUCGCGAAUCAGAGAAAACGCGCGUCAGGCCAUUGACGAAAUUCAGCAAAGAGGAAAACAGGCGCCCUUUUCACAACGAGAAAGCUGGUAGUGGGACCAAAGACGUACCGACCGAUAAUUUAGGCCAGAAUAACAGCGCAGCGAAAGAUGAAAAGAAAACAACAAGAGCAUUGGAGGCUACAAAACCGGUCGUCUGUUUCCGUUGCCAGGAGCCUGGACACCUUGCGAUCGGCUGUCGGAAGCCUAGAAUAGUUUUUUCUUUUGUGAAUGGUGACGACGACAACUUGGCGCUCUUAGCACCCUACCUUCGCGACCUAGUAGUGAAUGGAAUAGCAUGUAAGGUACUUAGGGACUCAGCUGCGACAAUGGACAUUGUCCACCCCGCGUACGUGAAACCUGAGGAUUUCACCGGGGAAUGUGCAUGGAUCCGGCAGGUAGUUGAGGAAAAUAGUGUCUGCUUGCCCAUAGCCAACGUGAAUAUUGAGGGGCCGUUCGGACUAUUAAGGACUGAAGCCGCAGUAUCACAAAAUCUGUCCGAACAUUAUCCCUACUUGUUUUCAAAUCGCUCGGAGAUGCUGUUGAAGAAGAAGGGUCUGAGUUUUGGCGACCAUACGGUCCAAGCUCUCACGCGUUCCAAAGCUCGGGAGAUCGCGGCAAAGAUGAAACACGGCAGCGAAGCCAGAAAUAUGCCUCAUGGCAUAGACACUCAGGAAGCACAGCCCCUAGCUAGUGAAAGCAGUGAAAAAGGCGCUAGCGAGGAGGAAUAUGUCCCCGAGGAACGGCAGACUGCUACGCUGGAGCCUUAG